GGAAUGACAGAUUAGUGACUCUCUCUCUCUCUCUCUCACUCUUCCUCUCUCUCUCCAGCUUCAUCCCCUUCCCUCUACUCUGUUGCUGGAGAACAACCUGCGGCGUUGCAUCGGCUGGGUGUUGCUGUCGCAUCGGGAGUUUUUGUCAUUUUUUUCUUAAAUUUUCCUCAGGUGCGCUCUCCUCUUGCGCGCUCCUGGUCGCGGAGGAACCGGGGAUCUGAUCAUGGGGCCAUCAUCACUAUCACCUUCAGCAGUACCAACACUACACUUUACUGUCUUGUCCGCAGCGCCGGAUCACGAGGAGAGCGCACUAAAAUAAAACUCUGCGGCUUUCUCGUCGAUUUUCAUUCCGGAAACUGUUCUUUAAAAAAUACUCUUUAUCGCAAAGCUUGUGGAAUGGAGACCCCAACUUUCUUGCUGUCGAGCCUCGCUCUGCUCUUUGUCGGAGGGGAUAUUUUCACCAGGGCCAUGCUGAGUGACAUUGGGGACUAUGUAGGCACAGACAUUAAAAUAUCCUGGUUACCUAAUCUGGAUGAUUUAAUGAAGGGCUAUGCCAGAAAUUUUCGCCCUGGAAUAGGAGGUCCACCAGUCAAUGUGGCUAUGGCUAUUGAAGUGAACAGCAUUGACCACAUCUCUGAAGCCAACAUGGAAUACACCAUGACUGUGUUCCUGCGGCAGAGCUGGCAUGAUGACCGCCUGUCCUACAAUCACACCAACAAGACGCUAGGGUUGGACAGUCGCUUUGUGGACAAGCUGUGGGUUCCCGACACCUUCAUUGUAAAUGCCAAAUACGCUUGGUUCCAUGAUGUGACUGUGGAAAACAAGCUGAUCCGCCUGCAGCCCAACGGAGUCAUUCUAUACAGCAGCCGAAUCACAUCAACAGUGGCAUGUGACAUGGACCUCACCAAGUAUCCCAUGGAUGAACAGGAGUGUAUGCUGGACCUAGAAAGUUAUGGUUACUCUUCAGAAGACAUUGUGUAUCAUUGGUCAGAAAGUCAGAAACACAUUCAUGGCCUAGACAAACUGGAGCUCUCCCAGUUCACCAUCACAGACUAUCGGUUUGUCACCGAGAUGAUGAACUUCAAAUCUGCAGGACGAUUUCCAAGGCUGAGCCUUCGCUUCCAGUUGAGACGCAAUCGAGGCGUCUACAUCAUCCAGUCAUACAUGCCUUCAAUAUUACUAGUUGCCAUGUCCUGGGUGUCCUUUUGGAUCAGUCAGUCAGCAGUCCCUGCUCGUGUAACCCUAGGGAUCACAACUGUUCUCACCAUGACCACACUGAUGGUGAGCGCCCGCUCCUCCCUGCCACGAGCAUCAGCCAUCAAGGCACUAGACGUGUACUUCUGGAUCUGUUAUGUGUUUGUGUUUGCAGCGCUCAUUGAGUACGCCUUCGCCCACUACAACGCUGACUACCGACUCAAAGAGAAGGCCAAGAUGAAGGCCAACAAGCUCACCUCAGAGUCCAUUGUAAAGAACGGCAAACAGGCUAUGGUUCUGUUUUCACUGUCGGUUACCGGCAUGAACCAGGGCGUGAUGAUUUCCAGCCGCCAAGGCCGGACUCAAUGCUCUAGCAGCGAGAUCCCUGGAGGAGGGGGCACCAAGGAGGCCAAGCCGAGGAGGAGAAGGUCCAGGCAGGCGGAGGAAACCAAGGACGAGACGAAGUGUUGUUCCAAGUGCGUCUGCAAGCCCAUCGAUGCCGACACCAUCGAUAUCUAUGCCAGGGCUGUGUUCCCUUUCAGUUUUGCUGUGGUGAAUGUGAUCUACUGGGUGGCGUACACCAUGUGAGGAGUAGGCAGAAGGUCUGUGCGAAUGGCUGCCAUCCAGUGCUGCAUAUAAGAACCUGCUGGAGCUGUGCCCUUUCAGUGCUGGCAAACUGGUGCAGCUGAAAUAUACUGUAAGCCUCAGUGAAAAAGCUUGAGAAGAAAUGAAGCACUGAUGACUGCAGAAUAUGCAAAUAUGGUAAUUCAUGAAGUAGUUAUGAGUUUAAGUGUUAAUAGGAAUUCACAUCUUUCAACACAAAUACAGAAAUGUGUUACAUAAAUGCAAAGGACUGUGUUGCCUGUGGAAGAGUCACAUACUCAGUGAAUGCAGUUUCACCAACAUUCCAGAUUUCCACAUCAUGCUACAAACUAACUCAACACAGGGCAGUACAAGAAAUCAUCUUAGUUGAUCACCUGCAGCACUGACCAUAAGCUCACUUACUUCAAAUAUGUAAAUUAAGCAUAGUUAUCUCAACUAACUCAAAGCCACAAUCUCCAGUGAACCGCCUGUAAUCUUGAAAGGCAAUGUGCUGCCCAAACAAGAAAAACAGGAGGUGUACUACUAUUCUGCAUGACUGAUAACUCACCCCCCCCUCUGUCUUUUUCUUCUUUGGUCCUCCACCCAUUUUUUUUUUUUCAAUUCAUUUUUGUUUAGGGCACCGUCUGGAGUGUCUUAUCUCCUUCUGCCAGUUCUGUCUGUUUCCUCACCAUUAAAAGAUUUCCUCUA
Messenger RNA from Monopterus albus (swamp eel), 2484 nucleotides. It is a transcript of the gene gabrd, whose product is annotated as gamma-aminobutyric acid type A receptor subunit delta. Gene Ontology annotation, cellular component: membrane. The record is from RefSeq and is a predicted model, not a curated record. The transcript has 9 exons. Bases 397 to 1782 code for a protein of 461 amino acids. Lineage: Eukaryota; Metazoa; Chordata; Actinopteri; Synbranchiformes; Synbranchidae. Gene Ontology annotation, biological process: monoatomic ion transmembrane transport. Gene Ontology annotation, molecular function: GABA-A receptor activity; extracellular ligand-gated monoatomic ion channel activity.